AUGGUAAAACUUCGUUUAAAACGAUGUGGUAGAAAGCAAAUUUAUCGAAUCGUUGCAAUUGAUGUUCGAUCCCGACGAGAGGGAAGAGAUCUUCGUAAAGUGGGUUUUUAUGAUCCGAUAAAGAAUCAAAUCUAUUUAAAUGUUCCUGCUAUUCUAUAUUUCCUUGAAAAAGGUGCUCAACCUACAGGAACUGUUCAUGAUAUUUCAAAAAAGGCGGGGGUUUUUACGGAGCUUCACCUUAAUCAACAAACAAAAUUCAAUUAA
Prunus mume (Japanese apricot) is the source of this 264-nucleotide messenger RNA. The record is from the annotation of a RefSeq genome assembly. NCBI's taxonomy places the organism in Eukaryota, Viridiplantae, Streptophyta, Magnoliopsida, Rosales, Rosaceae.